AUGGCCUUGACGAGCAUAGGCCCUUUGACCACGGUGUUCACGCCUCCAGCGGGAUGUCUUUCCACGAGGACGUACAACGGGAACGCCAUCUGGGCGCCGGAUGUAUCGAAGGGAUCCCUCAGUCCUGCAGUGCUGCUGGGCGCGACCGGCCAAGCGGCGGAUUUGCUCUGCUAUCCUCCCAAGUUCACGUUGAACCACUACUACUCGCCUGGAAUAUGUCCCAGCGGCUGGUACAGCGCCUGCGAGCCCACCGGCUCAGCAUCAUCAGUAGCUCCUGAUGCAGCCAAGACAGUACAAUGCUGUCCUACCGGUCUCAACUGUGACGGCCUUGCGUGGUGUAGAGGCGAUCCUGCACCCCCAGGACCUAUCUGGUCGCUAUACACCGAUAAGUAUGGCAUCGAAGGCAAGAUGACCGACAUGGUCUUCCCAACGUUAUCUGUGAUGGCAAAGCCCAUAUUCGUCGCAUAUGAAUCCAGCGACCAAGAUGUCCUCGCUGCCGCGACUCGAGCUGCAAAGACGGCCGAACCAACAAAUGGUGCAAACGCCGCCUCAAGGACCUCAGCAGGUAGCCUGGAAAACGGUGCUGGACUGUCCAGUCAGUCGUCUUCGAGUGGCGAUUCUCUCUCCGGCGGCACAAUCGCCGGCAUCGUUAUUGGAUCUCUCGGUGGCGGCAUACUGCUUGCCACCAUCAUGACGUUCCUUGCUUUGCGGUGGCUGGGGUACCGAAAGAUGCCCAAGGACGGUUUCGACGAGAAGGAUCAAAGCGGGCCCUGGAGCGAACUGGGCGCUGGGCAAGCGAACGAGUUGCAGAAGAGUCAAAUGGGACCCUGGAACGAAUCGGGAACUGGACGGGCGAACGAGUUGCACGCGUGGCCGCGAGCUGCUGAGCUUCCGUCACAGAACCCAGACAAGCCUGCGUAG
Messenger RNA from Saxophila tyrrhenica, 921 nucleotides. RefSeq lists its product as uncharacterized. The coding region runs from base 1 to 921 and encodes 306 amino acids. The transcript has 4 exons. The record is from RefSeq and is a predicted model, not a curated record. NCBI's taxonomy places the organism in Eukaryota, Fungi, Ascomycota, Dothideomycetes, Mycosphaerellales, Extremaceae.